Molecule: messenger RNA, 4476 nt
Organism: Toxoplasma gondii ME49
Lineage: Eukaryota; Apicomplexa; Conoidasida; Eucoccidiorida; Sarcocystidae
Product: DnaJ domain-containing protein
Exons: 12
Coding region: 698-3808 (1036 amino acids)
Cellular component (GO): mitochondrion
Molecular function (GO): GTP binding
Source: RefSeq, a predicted model, not a curated record
AUUCUGUUGAAACCGCUGAAAAUCGCGGAGUCUCUCAGCCAGGCGCUCUGUCGAGGGGGAGAGGCAGUCCGCCUCGACAGCGCAGGUUGCGAAAUGAAUUUCUGUUUUGAGUCACGAGCCGCGGAGAAAGUUACGAACAGCAAGCAGAGCAAACAGAGCCUCCGCGACCUCUCCAUUGGCGGUGUCCGCGAAGAAAAAUUUUCAGGGCCUCUCUGCACAUGCACAUUCGUUCACUUUUUCCCCCUUCCCCGUGCGACUCCUUUCCCCGCUUCUUUCCGGUUUUUCGUCUUGCGGGCGUCAGAUGCGCGCCUCCUCGUUGGUCGCCCACUUGCGCGGAUCGUUUCUUCCUUUCCUCUCUCCUUGUCGGGCAACAUCUGUGGUUUUUCUACAGCGCUCGGCGUCUGAGGCGCAGGACCCAGGAUCCCUUCACCUCGUUGUCCAAGUCCGCAAACCGAGGACUACACAGCUGCCUGGCUGGCAACUCUGAAUUCGAGUUCCAGCGCGCGGUGAGCUCAGACGGAAGCUCACUGGCGAGAAACAACAAAGCCUUUACUCCUUUUUACGCUUUUCUCCCCUUUGUUGCCUGCUUUUACGGACUCUGAAAGAAGUAUCGUCCUUCCUCGCGGAAAGCCGUCAUCAAGAAAAAGAAGCUUCGAGUGAAGCCCAGAAUUCCAGUCGGCGGCGAAGCGACACAGCCAUGGCUGCUGUCCAUCCGCUGGCAAGUCGGACCCUUGGGGUCUCCUCUUUGGACAGCUUUUCUCUCCCGAGAGGCAAAACGAUCUCCUCUGCGAGAAAACGAAGAAUCGUGAGAUCGCGGAGGUUCGGCCUAUUCGACUGGCCUCGAUCUCCUCUCUCACUUUCUUCGUCUCCCUUCCCUCAUCCUUCUCUCGUGCUCUUCUCCUCGGUCCAGACUUCUUCCUCCUCCUCUUCCUCUUUUCUGCGGUCUUCCACGAUUUCCUCUGCUGCCGUGCGUCCAUCCUCUUCUUCUGCUUUCUCGUCUGUCGCUUCCUCGCCUCCAGAGUCUCGUUUCAGUCGCCUCCGACCAGCGCGAAAGCGACAAGGCCAGCGGGCCUUUUGCGGCUUUCUCCGCUCUCCAAAAAGUCCACCACUGCCUCGCUUUCCGUUUCAGGUGGAAAGCGGAGAAACAAGAAAUCUCCCCUGCUCCACCUCUCCUAAAAAAGCCACUGACGCGCGCGAAAUAAGCUCUCGUCGUGAAUCAGGUGUACAGACACCGUCGCACCCUGUACACGAGGAAACAAGAAGCGCCGCGCGAGUCUUCGACCCUCCCCAAGCUUCGGACUUUCCUCUUCUCAGAGCGUUUCGCUGGUGGGUCUGUUCUCCUUCGAGGCUCUCGAACCAGUUCAAGUUGAGUUCUGACCAAGACACUCGCGAUUCUUCCCUCUUGUCCUGGCGUCCGAAACGCGCCAGUGCCUCUCCCGUCUUGCCGGGCGUCUCAAACGGUCUUGCGCCGUUCUCGCUUCUCCGUUCCUCCUCUGGUACCAGGCCUCCAAGUUCCUUCACUGCUGCUCUCGCGUCUUCGGAAAGCCGACUCGCUGCAUGCAACUUGCGAUGGAGGAUGUACACUCAGGAUCGAGGAGGCGGAGGAGUGGAGAGUCCAGCCACUGAUUCAGAAGCACAGGGAGGCUGCGAAGGAGACGGACAUGCAUCGCAAGAAAACGUGGAGAGAGGAACUUUCACUGAGGCCAUGAGUCUCGAAGACGUUGUGUCCUGGACAGACAAAGCCAGUUCCUUGCCGCCUGGCAUUGUCGAAGAUGCCUUUGAAGAGAUCCACCACGCGCCGCGUCGGUGCCCCGGCUGCGGCGCCGACUUGCAGACGGAGGAUCCCGCGCGGCAUGGCUUCGUCUCUGCAGAGAAGAAGGACGAAUGGUUUAGCGGCCGUUGGAAGUCGCUCCCGAAGGCGAAGGGCGUCCCCGUCGAGAGCGUUCCCGACGGCGUCGAAGUCGUCACGGUGAAGAGUCCAAGAUUUCGCAAGCGCACAAGGCUCUUGCUGUGUCGCCGAUGCUACAGAAUUCAGAUGUACAAGCAACUCGAUGGUGACUGGGAAGCGGCCGCGAACGCACAAGAUCAGCUGCUGCCUUCGCUCUCACCUGAAGCCGUCGUGCAGUCGAUCGUGAAGACGAUGAAAAAAGAUUCUGUCGUCCUCAAAAUCGUGGAUGUCUGCGACCUCGAGAGCUCCGUCGUCCCUGAGCUGUUUCAGGCCUGUCGAUCCAAACGCCUACAUGUCAUUUGGCUGAUCAACCGAGUUGACUGUCUUCCUCGCACUGCGCAAAAGCGAGAAGUGAAAGAAUGGGUCAGACGCAUGGUGAGGCAGAUCGACAACGUUCACAUCGACGACUGCAUUCUCGUUUCCUCAGCCACGGGGCAUGGAUUCGACGAACUCGAACGGCGGCUGGAACUGCUUCUCGUCCCGACUCCGGGGGGUGUAUGUACAGUUGAAGGUCGGCGUAUCUACGUGGUGGGCCGCGUCAAUGCAGGGAAGUCCACGUUCGUCACGCGGUUCCUCAAAUUCAUAAAUUACAAGCAUGCAGGGACGAUUUUCAUGAAGCGAGCUUCUGGAGGCGUUACGCGGUCGGCUCUUCCAGGAACGACGCUCUCUUUUCUCCCCUUUGGUCUGCCACAGGGUUUCAAACUCAUUGACACUCCCGGCAUCCCUUCGCGACAUCAAAUCACUUCUCUGCUUCCCUUUGCGGCAGACUUGUACUCCAUAGUUCCGUCCAAACGCCUGCAGCCGAUCACCUACGCUAUAACUGAAGGAAAGUCUCUGCUCAUCGGAGCUUUGGCGCGCAUCGAUCUCGUCCAAGGUUCCACUGCUCUCAUCACAUGUUUCUUCUCCCACAAAAUCACUCUCCACAUAUGCAAGACUGUGAAGGCGGCAGAUCUUUUGUCAAGAAAAGCAUGCACGUUUCUCUAUCCCCCGCACCUGCCUGCUGGAUUCGACAAGCUGCAGCCUCUUGUGAGACACAGCGUGAAGGUGCAUGCAGGCAAUUCGCUGGCAUAUGACGAUAUCUCGAUCGCAGGACUGGGAUGGAUUUCUGUCGCGGGAUCCGCAGGACCGAAGGAACUCCACGUCUGGGUGCCUCAAGGCGUCAAAGUGUUUCGCCGGCCUGCCAUGCUCCCGCGACAAAUCCGCACCACUGGCGUCGAAGAGUUCCACGGAAAAUCCCCUCGGGCGCGAGGUCCUCGCAUCAAUGCGAAGAAAAAGCGCAUGGUCGAGGCGCUGAGGGAUCAGGAGAAGCGUGAUCGUUUGCAUGCAGAGUUGGAAGCGAGGGAGCGACAGGCCGCGGAAGCUCGCGCGCGCUUUGUCCCUGUCUCUUCCGAGGAGACAGUGGACUCCGAGGGUCUCUCUUGCUCUUCUCCAUCUGCUUCUCUUUCCUCUGCUUCGAUUGCCGACUGUGGAGAACGGGAGCAAGGCGAGACAGUUUCCUCUGCAUUUGGAGACACCGAAAAGGAUGCAGAAACCGCAUGCGUUGCCACCAGGCCCUCCUCACACUUCGGCUUGGCGCCUCGCGGGAAGAAAGAAGAGAUCGAAAGUCUCUUGACCGAGGAGACAAACGUUUCUUCUUUUUCUUCUCUCUGGAGAUCUCAGGCGGCCACAGGUGACCGCAGAUCCUCUGAGUUCUCUGGUGAAAUCCGGAGGGAAGGCGAAGCAGCGACAGCAAAGAAGCGCCCCGUUCAGGGCAACGCAGAAAUCUCCGAAGACGAAAACGCAAUGGGAGAACACAGAGGCUCUGUGGUAGACUUGCGCCCUCCCGACGAAGAUCGAAGACGCGAGACAAGGUGCAGAUGAACUGAAAUGUGACGAGAUCUCUAUGGUCCGCAGUGUGUGUGUGUGCCUUUCCGCAACAGCGAAGUUUCUGCUUUUUCUAGUGUCUGUGCAUGCACUCUCGAUCUAUCUUGGCGUGGCGGGUGGGGUUCUUCAAAAUCAAGUUUUUCGCGUCCUUUGGGAUGCCAAAGAAUCUCUGACGUUCGCAACUUCCCGCGACUUGGACUCGCGCGAGGAAGCCGGGGGACACAGGUACCUCCCAGGAAGGCGUUUCCUUGGACGGACUGUGCCUCAUUUCACCGGACUGAAGUGAGAUCUUCGGAUCCGACCCAGAGAGUGCAGGGAUCUAAAAAGUUGCAGAAGCAGCGUCCUAGGCUUGUGUGCGGGUUGCAGAUGCUAGAGAGGCAGAACGCAGAAUCGCCGCGUUGCUGGUGAGACUGGCUGCGUUUCCAGAAAUCCAAAACUGUCCACGCAGUUGCCGACUUCCCCUCUUUCAAAUUCUCUCCGAGUGUCAAAGACCGGGCUGCGAUUCUCUGCCUGCUCAAAGAGAUUCAGAGAUUCCUUCGCCUGCUCCUCAACUCGGUUCUUGUCUCUUCUCACUACGUUUGAUGAGAGAACGCCCACUGUUCAAGUCCGCAAAGGAGGUCACGGCUUGCCUUCCACCUUUUACCCUCAGCAUCCGUUCUUCAGUC